This is a messenger RNA of Pseudovirgaria hyperparasitica, 560 nucleotides long. RefSeq lists its product as uncharacterized. NCBI's taxonomy places the organism in Eukaryota, Fungi, Ascomycota, Dothideomycetes, Acrospermales, Acrospermaceae. The transcript is spliced from 2 exons. The record is from RefSeq and is a predicted model, not a curated record. Bases 141 to 509 code for a protein of 122 amino acids.
CUCUUAGAAACCUAUUUGGUUUGUACCCGCGGAUGUACAUUGUAGAGCACAACAUUAUAAGGAUGAUUCUAUGUACAAAACACGCCAUCGCAACGGCAUCGCACAACUUGAACCCAAGUCCAACCAUUCCAAUUUCCAAAAUGUACGCUAUCACUCCUAUCCUCCUCCUCGCCAGUCUCUUCAGCACCUCGCUGGCUGCCGACAUCUACAUCCAAGGCAGGCAUUUCGGCGGCGACGACCGGAUCCAGAUCGGCAAUACCAACUGCGGGCAGGAUGUCUACCACUACUCCGACAUCACCUGCGAUGGCAACGCCAGAAUGCAUCUCGGCAGCGUCGUACCCCAUGACUGCAAGGCCGAUGCUCCAGGCAACACAUACACAAACAUUGUAGCGUCGGGCAAGUGUAAGGCACACCUUGGAAACUUUUAUCAGCAGGAUGACGAUGCGGAUGAUAACGAGGAGGAUUAUGAAGACUUUCUUGAGAGUGAUGAUGACACCAAUGAGGACUGAGUUAUGGUUAAAGGUACCGAAGAUGAUAAGUGGUGUUCAGGCAGUACCGGG